UCUCCAUUCCAUCCCGGCGAUUUUUCCUCUCCACCGUCCCGUACCUUUUUCCUCUUCUCCUCACCUAUCUCAUGCUCUGAUCUCCAAAGCUCCAAUCCAACCCAAUGCGGCUAUAAACUCUCUGUAGUCUUCCGCCGCUGUGCCCUAGAGCUGCCUCCGUCUAGCACCACCGCUGACGCCUCACACCCCCAACUCCUCCGCUCUCACGCUGGUCGCCACCAUCGCCUUCUCGCUUGGACAUUGAUUUUUGAGCAGGUUCUUGGAACAAUAUAUGGGUUCAAAAUUGGUGGACGGAGUGCUUGAUGCCGCCACCGCGGGGGUUCACUACUCAGCAUUCCGUUUAGAAGAGCUGAACCUCCAAGCUUCUAAGUCUGGGCUGGAACAACCAACGACGACAGGCUUGGAGAAUGGGCACCGAGAGCCAUUUGUCAUUGGUGUUGCUGGGGGUGCAUCUUCAGGUAAAAGUACCGUAUGCAAGAUGAUAAUCGACCAGCUGCGCGAUCAGCGUGUAGUUGUUGUUACUCAGGAUUCUUUUUAUUAUGGACUAUCUGAUGAGGAAUUGCUCCAUGCUCAUGAUUGUAACUUCGACCAUCCAGAUGCAUUCAAUACGGAUUUGCUACUCUCUUGUAUGGAAGACUUGAAACAUGGGAAGGCUGUUGACAUUCCUGAUUACAGCUUGAAAACAUAUAAGAGCACCCCACAUGCAAGGAAGGUUAAUCCUUCAGAUGUUAUUAUUUUGGAAGGAAUUCUAGUUUUCCAUGAUCUGCGUGUCCGGGAUUUGAUGAACAUGAAGAUAUUUGUUGAUACAGAUGCUGAUGUGCGAUUAACAAGGAGGAUCCGUUGUGACACCAUUGAGAAGGGCAGAGACAUCAAAACUGUGUUAGAUCAGUACUCGAAGUUCGUUAAGCCUGCCUUUGAUGACUUCAUCCUCCCAACGAAGAAGUAUGCUGAUAUUAUCAUUCCACGAGGUGGAGAUAAUAAUGUGGCUAUUGACCUCAUCGUUCAGCAUAUUCGCACUAAGCUUGGUCAACAUGAUCUCUGCAAAAUACACUCCAAUUUGUAUGUUGUCCCGACUACUUAUCAGGUUCGAGGCAUGCACACAAUAAUACGGGAUGCUGCCACGACAACACAUGAUUUCAUAUUUUAUGCUGAUCGGUUGAUUCGAUUGGUUGUCGAGCAUGGGCUGGGUCACCUUCCUUUCAAAGAAAGGCAGGUCAUAACUCCAACUGGAUCUGUUUACACUGGGGUGGAGUUCUCUAAAAGAUUGUGUGGUAUCUCAGUGAUUAGGAGUGGUGAAAGUAUGGAGAAUGCACUGCGGGCGUGCUGUAAAGGCAUAAAGAUCGGGAAGAUUCUUAUUCAUAGGGAGGGAGAUAAUGGGCAGCAGCUCAUCUAUCACAAUUUACCAAAAGAUAUUGCAAACAGGCAUGUCCUGUUGUUGGACCCCAUUCUGGGAACAGGAAAUUCUGCUGUUCAAGCUAUAUCGCUGCUCUUGAAGAAGGGUGUUCAGGAAGCAAAUAUUAUCUUCCUUAAUCUUAUAUCAGCUCCUCAAGGGGUGCAUGUAGUUAGCAAGAAAUUCCCAAGAAUCAAGAUUGUGACAUCAGAGAUUGAGUUUGGUCUAAAUGAUGAUUUCCGCGUCAUCCCGGGGAUGGGUGAGUUUGGAGAUAGAUACUUUGGAACAGAUGAUUAUCAGUCAUCGACACCAUUCUUUUGUGAUGACAAAAAUCGUGUCAGGCUCUUGUAAGAUUGUGCCCAGACGUACCAAGUCCUGCCUGCGGCAUUAUCUACAAUUUUCUCUGAGAAAUUUAUAUCACAUUGUAGACUCUCAUGUGCCUUAUUGAUGUAUUGGUUACCAGAAAAAUGUGUAUCAUGGAACUUUAUAGACCGAACUCGCCUCCCAAAAUAAUUGGAGCAAAUCCAUUUCUUUGGUGCCAGACUGCCAGUCAAGUCUCCUCUGGAAA
This is a messenger RNA of Brachypodium distachyon (stiff brome), 1958 nucleotides long. RefSeq names its product uridine kinase-like protein 3. The coding region runs from base 272 to 1741 and encodes 489 amino acids. The record is from RefSeq and is a predicted model, not a curated record. NCBI's taxonomy places the organism in Eukaryota, Viridiplantae, Streptophyta, Magnoliopsida, Poales, Poaceae. Gene Ontology annotation, molecular function: ATP binding; kinase activity. The transcript has 16 exons. Gene Ontology annotation, cellular component: cytoplasm.